Molecule: messenger RNA, 684 nt
Organism: Macrobrachium nipponense
Lineage: Eukaryota; Metazoa; Arthropoda; Malacostraca; Decapoda; Palaemonidae
Product: bone sialoprotein 2-like
Exons: 3
Coding region: 1-684 (227 amino acids)
Source: RefSeq, a predicted model, not a curated record
AUGACGCCGCCAAACAUGUGUUGCUGCGAGUCAGGAGUAACAGGUACAAGAAAAGAAGAAGAAGAAGAAGAAGAAGAAGAAGAAGAAGAAGAAGAAGAAGAAGAAGAAGAAGAAUAUAAUAAGCUUCCUCCGCGGGAAAUUAAGGCGAAAGAAAAGCUCGUAUGUCAGUCCGCCGGGAACUCUCGUGGAGCAAUAAAUGGCAUUGCAAGGAGCUCGGUCAGCGGUCGGGAAGAGAAGUUUGAAGAAGCAGAAAUCAGUCUGGUUUUUAUGGUGACUGAUGGCAUCGCCGGCCUCACCAUCACGCAAAUUGAUGAUCAUCAAAGCAAGGAGCCUAUAUAUAAUUCUUCUCCUUCAAUAACCGUGGAUAUGACGCCGCCAAACAUGUGUUGCUGCGAGUCAGGAGUAACAGGUACAAGAAAGAAGAAGAAGAAGAAGAAAAUAAUAAUGCUUCCUCCGCGGGAAAUCAAGGCGAAAGAAAAGCUCGUAUGUCAGUCCGCCGGGAACUCUCGUGGAGCAAUAAAUGGCAUUGCAAGGAGCACGGUCAGCGGUCGGGAAGAGAAGUUUGAAGAAGCAGAAAUCAGUCUGGUUUUUAUGGUGACUGAUGGCAUCGCCGGCCUCACCAUCACGCAAAUUGAUGAUCAUCAAAGGAGAUUAUGUCUUCAUUCACAUCUCUUUCGUUCUUAG